This is a messenger RNA of Pipistrellus nathusii (Nathusius's pipistrelle), 1449 nucleotides long. The record is from the annotation of a GenBank genome assembly. NCBI's taxonomy places the organism in Eukaryota, Metazoa, Chordata, Mammalia, Chiroptera, Vespertilionidae.
AUGGCCUCUGUUCAUGCCAGCCCUAUAGUAAGUGCUCAUCAUAUGAUAGAUAGCUCAUGGACUCUUAAAGCAAUAGAACUAGGCACUGCUGGCAGCAUCCCCACCCAGCAGACCAAGACAGGCACAGAGACGUUGUGCCACCUGCCCAAGAUCAUCCGCCCUGCUGACUUAUUGCACAGCCAGCAGUGGCACGGCCAGGCCAGCAUGGUGGACCACUUACUUCCAGUGGACGAGAACUUCUCGUCGCCGAAGUGCCGGGUUGGUUAUUUGGGAGACAGGCUGGUAAGCAGGCAAGCGUACCACAUGCUGCCCUCACCCCCCUCAGAAGAUGACAGUGAUGCCUCCAGCCUCUGCUCCUGUGCCAGCCCCGACUCGCAAGCCCUCUGCUCCUGCUACAGCAAUGGCCCGGGUACUGAGGGCCAGGACAACAUCUUGGACUUCCUGCUCUCCCAGGCUACGCUGGGCAGUGGUGGCAGCGGCAGCCUUGGGGCCAGCAGUGGUCCUGUGACCUGGGAGGCCUGGCGGAGGGCACCGGCACCUGUGAAGGGGGAGCAUUUCUGCUUCCCAGAGUUUCCUGUCGGUGACCCCGAUGAUGUUCCAAGGCCCUUCCAGCCCACGCUGGAGGAGAUUGAAGAGUUUCUGGAGGAGAACAUGGAGCUGGGGGUCAAGGAGGCUCCAGAAAGCAACAAUAAGGAUGUGGAGGUCUGUAGUCAGCUUUCAGCUGGGCCACACAGGAUCCAUCUCCAUCCUGGGUCUGGUGGGAGAGAACGCUGUGCUCCCCAGCCAGGUGGUGCCAAUGCGGGUGACACUCAGGGCCCCGGUGGGGGGCCUGCAUCCGAUGGCCCCAUCCCCUUGCUGCUGCAGAUUCAACCUGUGCAGGUGAAGCAGGAAUCAGGCACAGAGCCCUCCUCCCCUGGGCAGGCCCCGGAGAGUGUCAAGGUAGCCCAGCUCCUGGUCAACAUCCAGGGGCAGACCUUUGCACUCCUGCCCCAGGUGGUGCCCUCCUCAAACUUGAACGCGCCUUCCAAGUUUGUGCGCAUUGCCCCUGUGCCCAUUGCUGCCAAGCCCAUUGGGUCAGGACCCCUGGGGCCCGGCCCCACCGGCCUCCUCAUGGGCCAGAAGUUCCCCAAGAACCCAGCGGCAGAACUCAUCAAAAUGCACAAAUGUACUUUCCCCGGAUGCAGCAAGAUGUACACCAAAAGCAGCCACCUGAAGGCCCACCUCCGACGGCACACAGGCGAGAAGCCCUUUGCUUGCACCUGGCCGGGCUGUGGCUGGAGGUUCUCCCGUUCAGAUGAACUGUCCAGGCACCGGCGUUCGCACUCAGGCGUGAAGCCCUACCAGUGCCCUGUGUGUGAGAAGAAGUUCGCGCGGAGUGACCACCUGUCCAAGCACAUCAAGGUGCAUCGCUUCCCCCGGAGCAGUCGCUCCGUACGGGCUGCCAACUGA